CUCAAACUUAACAAGGGAAGUGAUGGUGGACUUUUUGGACCCAGUAGAAGAUCUCGCCAGAGCGCCACCAUGUCUCCUUAUUCACGACCUUCCAAGGGUCGUUUUGAAAAUUCCGCUAACAAGAAGAGCUCUGAAGCAGGGGAAUCAACUAACCUAUCUAUGUCCCAGACAACAACAUAUGGUAAGCAUAUAGGGUUGGAAGCUGGUACACCGACUGUGCCUAGACAUUCUAGUCAGAUCGCUAAGACGAUACUGGAUCACCUUGAACGGACCCUACCCACGCCGAAAAACAAAUCUGAUGAGUUAAAGCUUGCCACUUCUUGGAGAUUUCCACAGUCUUCGAAAACUGUUGAACAAAGCAACUUGAAUAUCAACAAUGUGAAGAAGGAUGGCCCAGCCAAGUUGAAUGAAGACAUCCCUAAUUUUUUUUCUCACAAUCCGCCGUCCUCUGUGCCUAAACUAUCUGAAGUUACCACCGGUGAUAUUCAAAAUACAAUGGCCAAGACCGCUUCAGCAUCAAAUGGAAUAUUGAGUGGAAGUAGUAGUGGUACCACACUCCAGUAUGAGUUAGGGAAGCCCAAGGACGCUACAAAAGCUGUUUCCUAUUCUUUUGGAGGCGAGCCCGCUAAUCUCCCCAAGCCAUCCCACUCACUGGGAAAUAACAAACGGUCACUUUCAUCGAUCUCAGUAGCCAAGCCUACUUACCAAAGAUGGGCAGUUCCUUCGGGUUCAAACGCUAGCUUCACAUUCCCGGUGUCAUCUUCAUCUGAUGGAGCAGCAACAUCAGAGCCCACAACUCCAUCGAUCAUGCCAUCCACAACAACCCCAAGUGGCGGUGUUGCCAUUACAAGUCAUCAUGAAGCAACAAAAGAUGACGAGAUUCCUCAGUUUGGUUUCGGGGGUAACAGAAGAGGAGAUGAUAAGUUGCCUCUGGUCUUCGCUUUCCCCUCUAUGAGCGAUGAAAUGAACAAUGAGAAGUUGGGAGAUAUCAAGUUCACAUUUGGGUCUAACAAGGCAGAGAGAAUAUCUUUUGGCUCACCAGGAAGUGAUGGUGUUUGCUGUUAAAACAAAGACGAUGAUGGUCUCUGUUUCUUUCUUUUCCUUUUCCGAUAUUUUUGUAUCACAGAUUUGUUACUUUGGGAGUAUAAACUUGUUCUUUAUAAACCUUUAGUUUUGACUUCUGAGUUGUAUUCAUUUGAAUCUGAUUUAAGAAGGAAACAUGAUUUUUUUUACA
Brassica napus (rape) is the source of this 1234-nucleotide messenger RNA. RefSeq names its product nuclear pore complex protein NUP1-like. Gene Ontology annotation, biological process: nuclear membrane organization. NCBI's taxonomy places the organism in Eukaryota, Viridiplantae, Streptophyta, Magnoliopsida, Brassicales, Brassicaceae. Gene Ontology annotation, cellular component: nuclear envelope. The record is from RefSeq and is a predicted model, not a curated record.